CCCAUGUCCAGAAAGGAGUUGUUCCACCUUCGCCUCUUUCGUAAGGAUUAUGCCCAGGCCGGUUGCAUACGUAGCUCAACAGGAGGACUUAAUUUUGGAACACUGGGAUCUUCCACUGCUACAGCAACUACGUCAGCUCCUUCAGUGGGCUUUGGGAGUGGACUUUUUGGAUCAAAAUCAACCACUGGGUUUACACUAGGAGGUACCAGUACAGCAGGAACGGCAACAACUAUUGCUACAGGAUUGACACUAGGUGCUCCUGCUACCACAUCAGCAGCUACCACAGGCUUUAGUUUAGGCUUCAACAAACCUGCAGGUUCAGCUACGCCAUUUGCUUUGCCUAUUACUUCUACCUCAGCAAGUGGCCUCUCGCUAUCAUCUGCUCUUACAUCGACUCCUGCAGCAGGUACUACUGGCUUUACACUAAAUUUAGGUGGUACAGCUGCUCCAACCACAACUGCUUCCACAGGCCUUUCCUUAGGAGGAGCCUUAGCUGGGUUGGGAGGUUCGCUUUUCCAGAAUACAAGCACAGCAGCAACAGGACUUGGGCAGAAUGCUUUGAGUUUGACUCUGGGGACAACUGCAGCUCCUUCAACUACUGUUAAUGAAGGUCUUGGUGGCAUUGAUUUUAGUAGUUCUUCAGACAAAAAGAAUGACAAAACAGGAACGCGACCAGAGGAUAGCAAAGCGCUAAAGGAUGAAAAUCUACCUCCAGUAAUCUGUCAAGAUGUAGAAAAUCUACAGAAAUUUGUGAAAGAGCAAAAACAAGUUCAGGAAGAAAUUAGUAGAAUGUCCUCUAAAGCAAUGCUUAAAGUACAGGAAGAUAUUAAAGCUUUGAAACAACUUCUGUCUGUAGUUGCCAGUGGAUUACAAAGAAACACUCUUAAUAUUGACAAGCUGAAAAUGGAAACUGCACAGGAGCUGAAGAAUGCAGAAAUAGCACUAAGAACACAGAAAACUCCUCCUGGUCUUCAGCAUGAAAAUACAGCCCCAGCAGACUACUUCAGAAUCUUGGUUGAGCAGUUUGAAGUACAGCUGCAACAAUACAGGCAACAAAUAGAAGAACUGGAAAAUCAUCUUGCUACUCAAGCAAACAAUUCGCACAUAACUCCACAAGAUUUGUCUAUGGCUAUGCAGAAAAUCUAUCAAACGUUUGUAGCUUUAGCUGCACAACUUCAAUCAAUACAUGAAAAUGUAAAGAUGCUCAAAGACCAAUACCUGGGCUACAGGAAAACCUUUCUGGGAGAUGCCGUGGAUGUGUUUGAGGCAAGACGAACAGAAGCUAAGAAGUGGCAGAGCGCACCACGUGCUACCAGUGGACCGAUCCCUUUCAGCAACAUACCAAAUGCAGCAGCCGUUGCGAUGGCUGCAACACUUACUCAGCAGCAGCAGCCUGCUACAGGGCCACAGCCAUCUCUGGGAGUUAGUUUUGGAACGCCAUUCGGCUCAGGUAUUGGCACUGGCUUGCAAUCAAGUGGCUUAGGUUCUUCAAGCCUUGGAGGAUUUGGAAGUAGCUCUGCCUUUGGAAGUAGCGCCACAGGCGCAUCAUCAUUUGGAUUUGGAACUACAAGUAAACCAUCAGGAAGUCUAAGUGCAGGCUUUGGCAGCUCGACUACAUCUGGGUUUAACUUCAGCAAUCCUGGCAUCACAGCAUCGGCUGGCCUGACGUUCGGGGUUUCUAAUCCUGCGUCUGCAGGCUUUGGGACAGGCGGGCAACUUAUUCAGCUGAAGAAACCCCCAGCUGGAAACAAGAGAGGGAAAAGAUAGGCCCUCUUUUAG
Struthio camelus australis is the source of this 1779-nucleotide messenger RNA. RefSeq names its product nucleoporin 58 (gene NUP58). Gene Ontology annotation, cellular component: nuclear pore. Gene Ontology annotation, biological process: nucleocytoplasmic transport. Lineage: Eukaryota; Metazoa; Chordata; Aves; Struthioniformes; Struthionidae. Gene Ontology annotation, molecular function: structural constituent of nuclear pore. The record is from RefSeq and is a predicted model, not a curated record.